CUCUAUAAACACUCUAGAACAAGAAUAAAAAUUAGAUUUUUUUCCCAGCUGAAAUAAAAAUUGCAGUUUGCAUAAUUAUACCAGCAAUCUGCUCUGUAAAUAAGGAACAAAAUGUGGAGAUCUCAGUUAUGGAUAUUGAGUUUAUCCAUUCUCUUAUCUUCUUCUUGUCAUGCUGCAUCUCUAAGGGUUAAAGAAGAAAACAACUCUGUAAAAACUUCUGUCUUCCUCACUCCUCCAUUCGUCCUCAAGCACGGCUUAGUUCAAGACAAAGUAUACUUCGACAUCCCAUUCCCAAGAGGCCACAUAGCUCUAAAGAGCUUUACUGCCGAAGUAGUUGACGGGAAUGGGGACUCAAUACCUCUCCAUGAAACCUAUCUUCAUCACUGGGUUCUAGAAAGGUACUACGGUCAGAAAGCAGUAAAAGAUGAUGAUUUAGCAAGGAUUAUAAUGGUACGAAACUCUGGUGUUUGUAGAAAUAUCGGACAGUACUACGGCCUUGGACCUGAAACAAGGAAGACCAGUACUUGGGUGCCUGAUCCCUAUGGCAUAGAAGUGGGAAACCUUAAUGAAGUUCCUGAAGGUUAUGAGGAGCGAUGGCUUAUGAAUGUUCACGUCAUUGAUACAAGGAAGGUCGAGGAUAGAUUGGGAUGCAUAGAAUGUAAAUGUAGCCUUUAUAAUGUAACUUCUGAUGAGUAUGGAAGGCAGUUGGCUAAUGGAUAUAUGGGAGGUCUCCAUUGUUGUUAUGAUGAAACUCAGUGCAGAGUAGAAGAAGGAUUUGGUGAUGGCGGUGAGAGGAAGCUCUAUUUGAGGUAUACUUUGAAGUGGAUUGAGUGGAGUCCGAGAAUAAUUCCAGUUAAGAUUUAUAUCCUUGAUGUUACUGCUACUAGAGAUCUCCCCACUGGUUUGAAUUUUGUAAAUCCUUCUUACAGUUGCAAGGUAGAGUACAAUAUUCCAUCAUGUGAUUCUGUUGCAGAGGAUAAUGGAGAAUGUGUUGAUGUUAGGAAGACUAAGCUUGUUAUUUCUCAUGGUGGUGAUAUAAUUUAUGGUGCUGCUCAUCAGCAUACUGGUGGUGUUGGUUCAGCUAUGUAUGGAGAGGAUGGACGACUCUUAUGCUCUUUCAAUCCCAUAUAUGGCGAGGGAGAAGAAGCGGGAGAUGAGGCUGGCUACAUUGUAGGAAUGUCAACCUGCUACCCCAAUCCUGGCUCUGUCAAUAUCAGAGAUGGAGAGCUUCUAACGCUGGUUUCCAAUUACAGCAACCUAAGAAUGCACGUUGGAGCUAUGGGAUUCUUCUACAUUUUGCUCGCAGAGCCCCAGCCAAAGCUUACUUCUUUCCUCUCACAGGAACUUACAGUGCCACGUAUAGCAGAUCUUAUGGAGCAGUGGUGGGUGCUUUUGCUUGCAGGAGGAUUAGUAAUGGCUAUUGCUGUUGCUGCAAUCUACAGGAGGAGGAAGGAGGGAGAUGGUGGGUAUGAUAGGAUUGUUAAUUAACUAGAGUUAAUUAAUUGUGUUUUGAAUAUGUAGUGUUCUU
Messenger RNA from Phalaenopsis equestris, 1528 nucleotides. RefSeq lists its product as uncharacterized. The record is from RefSeq and is a predicted model, not a curated record. Lineage: Eukaryota; Viridiplantae; Streptophyta; Magnoliopsida; Asparagales; Orchidaceae. The transcript is spliced from 5 exons. The coding region runs from base 112 to 1488 and encodes 458 amino acids.